GCGGCAUGUACCUACUUAUACUUCACCCCACCACCAACUUCAACCAAAUCCAUGACAUCACAGGAAGCAGCUAUCGCCGACACUCAACUCAUACCGACAGCGCUGCGGUGGAAAGGACGAACCAUGGCUCUCCCUGUGGUAUCCGGGCCCUUCCGACCCGUCGAUCGACAAUGCGUCUUGUCAUACUUACCUAGUCGAUGCUCCCCCCUCAUAAACAACAGAAACAGCUCCAACAAGCUCUUUACCUUCAACUUCCACAUACUAAACAUCGCUUCUCGCUGCCCUUAUAUCCUGCUGCUCUGACACCUACACCUACACACACCAUCCUAUUCGACACAAGACUCACGAUAUACCCCAACAAUACAUUGCAAACAAGCCAGGCCGGAUCUGACAACCUACCGCAACACACGAGAUACACGAGAACUUCCACAUAACCCAACCAAAAAAUGUCAGACAUCCGGACACAGAGUUUGCAGAAGCCCGUGUCAGUGGCCGAGUAUCUCUUUAGAAGAUUGCAUCAAAUCGGCAUCCGCUCAGUCCACGGCCUGCCAGGAGACUUUAACCUGGUUGCUCUCGACUACGUUCCCAAGGCCGGUUUGAAAUGGGUUGGUAGCGUGAACGAGCUCAAUGCUGCCUAUGCCGCCGACGGCUACGCCCGUGCCAAGGGUAUCUCUGCCCUCGUAACCACCUUCGGUGUUGGCGAACUAUCCGCCAUCAACGGUGUCGCCGGUGCUUACUCCGAGCACGUCCCUAUCGUCCACAUCGUUGGCUGCCCUUCGACCAUCUCCCAGCGCAAUGGCAUGCUCCUACACCAUACCCUCGGCAACGGCGACUUCCACGUCUUUGCCAACAUGAGCGAACAUAUCUCCUGCGACGUUGCCAAGCUGGUAAAACCUAGUGAGAUCGCCUCCCAGAUUGACCAUGCGAUCCGGGAGUGCUGGAUCCGCAGUCGGCCAGUGUACAUCUGGCUACCUACCGAUAUGGUUGAGAAGAAGAUCGAGGGCGCUAGAUUGGACACAGAGAUUGAUCUCUCCGAGCCGGAGAAUGAUCCCGACAGAGAGGACUAUGUCGUCGAUGUGGUCCUCAAAUAUCUCCAUGGAGCCAAGAAUCCGGUGGUUCUUGUUGACGCAUGCGCAAUCCGUCAUAGAGUCACUGAAGAAGUCAACAAGCUCAUUGAGAAGACCAAGCUUCCGGUGUUUGUUACUCCCAUGGGCAAGGGUGCCUUUGACGAGACGUCCGAGCACUACGGUGGCGUCUAUGCUGGCAUCGGGUCUCUUCCCGAAGUUGCUAAGCGCGUCGAGGGUUCUGACCUGGUUUUGUCCAUUGGCGCGAUGAAGAGUGACUUCAACACUGCUGGCUUUUCGUACCACACCUCACAACUUAAUACCAUCGAUCUGCAUAGCGACCAUUGCACUGUGCGCUAUUCUGAAUACCCCGGUGUCUCAAUGCGGGGUGUGCUCCGGAAGGUCACUGAGCGCAUCGACGUGUCCAAGCUCUCGAUAACACCUUCUCCCCAGGUCGAGAACGCUGUGGCUCAGAACAAGGAUGACUCGCAGAUCAUCACGCAGGCGUGGUUCUGGCCAAGAAUCGGCGAGUACUUCCAGGAAGGUGAUGUCGUUGUUACCGAGACGGGCACAUCCAACUUUGGUAUCUGGGAAAGCAAGUUCCCUAAGGGCGUCAUGGGCGUGACGCAGGUACUGUGGGGGAGUAUCGGCUGGUCGGUAGGCGCUACGCAGGGUGCGGCACUGGCAGUGAAGGAUCUGGAACAAGAUAGGCGAACAAUCUUGUUCGUGGGUGAUGGUAGCUUCCAGUUGACUUGUCAGGAAGUCAGCACUAUGCUGAAGCAUAACCUGAGGGUUACCAUCUUCCUCAUCUACAACGAAGGCUACACCAUCGAACGCUAUAUCCACGGCAUGGAUGCGGAUUACAAUGAUAUCAUCCGCUGGAACUACACUGAUAUCCCCGCGGUCUUCGGCGCGAAGGAAGGCCAUGCCCAGAAGUUCGUCAUCAAGACAAAGGAUGAGCUGGAGAAGCUCCUCAAAGACAAGGACUUCAAUGAGUAUAAAGGUUUGCAAUUUGUAGAGUUGUGGAUGCCGAAGGAUGAUGCGCCACGAGCGUUGAAGCUCACAGCUGAAAUCUCGGCGAAGAACAACUCCAGGAUCGAGGAUGAGCAGUGAGUGGUCAUGAGAUGAACUGUUUCAUGUCAUAUUGGUGGAGAGGAGGUUAUGGCAGAGUGAAGUAGUGUAACGGGCUCGAUGUGACUAUCGAGAGGUGUGGUACGAUUAUCAUAGUUAACGACUUAGCUGCAUUGAAUGAAGAUAGACAACGGGAGUUUAUGUUGAUAGCACCUUCUGUUUAAACACGUUGUACCGGUAGAAGCUACGUGGAUAAGUGACUUCAGUGUGGUAAUCGUAGGCAAGUACGUAAAUACAAAGUGAGGC
Messenger RNA from Neurospora tetraspora, 2441 nucleotides. Its product is annotated as thiamine diphosphate-binding protein. Bases 447 to 2177 code for a protein of 576 amino acids. Gene Ontology annotation, molecular function: magnesium ion binding; pyruvate decarboxylase activity; thiamine pyrophosphate binding. Lineage: Eukaryota; Fungi; Ascomycota; Sordariomycetes; Sordariales; Sordariaceae. The transcript has 3 exons. Gene Ontology annotation, cellular component: nucleus; cytosol. The record is from RefSeq and is a predicted model, not a curated record.